AUGUUGCGCUCAGCACGUCGUUGCUCCUGUUGGGCUGUUCACUUCCAGAAAUCCCACCGACCGCACAUAACGGCGCCGGCGCUUCAAUCGUUGUUCUCGACCUCCACCCCCGCGCCGCCUCCGCUCCGAGUUGAGCUCACUGAGUAUGCCGGCCGAGGCGUCUUCGCCUCUCGGAGAAUCGGCGCCGGAGAACUCAUCCACACCGCAAAACCUGUUGUUUCUCAUCCUUCUCUUCCAUCGAUUCACUGCGUCUGCUAUUCAUGCCUUAGGAGACUUCCGGACCGCGAUGCCAGCUCGGGAGCUCCACAAAGUGUGUUGUUUUGCAGCAAACAAUGCGAAGAUCAAUCACUGAAAUUUUAUGAUGUUGAGUACAAGGCAGAUUGGUCGAGAUUUGAUGGAUAUUGUCGACUGCAGGGCCUAAAGUAUCCUCUUCUAGCCAAACGGUUUGCUUGUCAAGUUAUUUCCGGUUCUGUUACCGCUGACAUGCUUGACAUACUCCAACCAGAGAAUUUAUCCUUUGAAAAAAUUGCUGAGAUGAAAAAGGAGUUUUGCCUGUUUAGAAGUACCAUCGAGGACUCGGGUAUUGAAAGUGAGCUGAUAGAAUUUUUGACUGAAGAAUGGUAUACUGGCAUUUUGGCACGGAUUCGUAUCAAUGCUUUUCGAAUCGAAUUGCCCAUUGGAUCAUAUGAAGAUCUUCUUUCCUGCGCAGCAGCAGCAGUAGCAGCAGAAGCUGCUGUUGGAAAUGCCAUUUAUAUGCUUCCAUCCUUGUACAAUCACGAUUGUGAUCCUAACAUAAAUAUAUUAUGGACCGAGAAUGUGGAUGCUAAAAUAACAGCUCUCCGAGACAUUGAAGAAGGGGAAGAAUUGCGGAUAUGCUACAUCGAUGCUAGCAUGGAUUAUGAUGCACGGCAGGCAAUACUGUAUCAAGGAUUUGGUUUCAGAUGCAAUUGCUUUAGAUGUGCUUCGAAAGACUAA
This is a messenger RNA of Striga hermonthica, 975 nucleotides long. The record is from the annotation of a GenBank genome assembly. NCBI's taxonomy places the organism in Eukaryota, Viridiplantae, Streptophyta, Magnoliopsida, Lamiales, Orobanchaceae.